GGUUUAUGGUAUACCCCAAAUAGACCAACUGGGAGGCAGAGAAACCGAGAGAACUAUAGAGAAAAGGGUGUUUAGUUUCAAUGGCGUCAAGGGUUUCUCUGAAAGCGAAGGGUAAGAGUUCGAAGGGAUCGAAGGCACAAGAAGACCGAUCCGUGUGCGAGUCUCUGAAGGAGUGGACGACAUGGACGAUGCGAAAAGCGAAGGUCAUCACUCACUAUGGUUUCAUCCCUUUGGUCAUCAUCAUUGGUAUGAACUCUGACCCUAAGCCUGCACUUUCACAGCUUCUCAGCCCCGUCUGAUCCACCUCUUGGAUUCUCCAUCAUUAAUGCGACGACGUUUCGUUCUUUUUUUUUUCUUUCCCCUUUUUCAUAUCUGUAACUUCAUUGAAUCAGUUUUCAGAAUGGAGUAGUUUUUUUUGUUCGAGACAAUUAUCGAAGACGCGGUAGUAAAUAAUGGAUCUUUUAUUAUAAUUGCAAUAUUCAAA
Molecule: messenger RNA, 484 nt
Organism: Vigna umbellata (rice bean)
Lineage: Eukaryota; Viridiplantae; Streptophyta; Magnoliopsida; Fabales; Fabaceae
Product: mitochondrial import receptor subunit TOM7-1-like
Biological process (GO): protein import into mitochondrial matrix
Cellular component (GO): mitochondrial outer membrane translocase complex
Source: RefSeq, a predicted model, not a curated record